UCUUCUUGUUGGAUUCCCUCUCCCGCCUCCACCGGUCAGUCAGCCUCGUGCGCCUCCAGCCGCCACCAACCGGCGGGGAAGCACGCCCAGGAAUCUGUGGCUCAAAUUCAAACUUUAACCGUCCGUUGAAAAGAAAGAUUGAAAGAAAGAAAAGAAAUUCCACCCGGUGGCGGCGGAGGACCGGUCGGACGCAGGUGGAAGGGAUUUUUUAACCGGACACACGGCGCCGAUUUGACGGACAGUGUGACGCGUCGGAGCCUCGGAGAGGAUUAACCAGGCUCCGACCCUCACAUUCAUCUCCCCCUCUAAAAAUAGGCGACUCUCGGUUCGUACGCAGCCGCCUGCACCCGCCGCCGAGGCGGACCGACGCGUCCCAGUUCCCGGAGCCGCUCGGUGGAUUAUCACGAGUCAGUGGUGUGAAUUCUUGGACCUGAUCGCGGAGCCGGACACCGCCCGGAACCAGGUGUGACCGAGGCACCGGACCGGGGGCUUCAUCUCGGGUCCCUUCGGUGUGUGUGUGGAGGGAGACGCAGCCCCGCAGCCUGGCGGGUCGGAGCCGCGCGCACGUCUUACCGGGAAAUACCUGCAGACUGACGUUGUUUUUUUAUCGGUUAAAUAACGGGGCCUCACCUGGAGGAAUAAAGCUGCAUGAUUCUUUUUUUUUUUUUACACAUUUUAAAAACCCAGACGGAUGCUCGAGCUGAUUCUCACUGAAGGACAUCGUCCGUGUCGGUGGGUGUAGUGUGUUUUUUGGGGGGCUGCGCACUUUGAGAUCGAACCUAAUCGGAAUUAAAGCAGUUUAUCUCCGCAUCCUCACUUUUUUCCCUCCCUGGAUAUUCUCUCUCUCUCUCUCUCUCUCUGGAGGAGCGCGCUCGGAUGAAGAAACCGGUCAAUUGAACGUAACGUGCCCCCGCGCGACUUUAAGCGCGUUAGUGGAGAAGCGUUGAUCGAUGUGCGGGAGGAUGGAGAGGAGUUUGCAGGCGACCCAGCCCUCUGCUCCCAGGAUCACCUGAGUGCGGGGAGGUUGGCACGGUGAGACCACCGGCACCGGGAUUCCCGGUUCACCCCCUAAAUAUAUUCACCGUAUAUAUUUAUUCUUUCAGCCCUGCACCGUGCGCACGGCUGCUCCGGUGAACCAGCUGCUGCUGCUGCGGUCCGGUCCCACACACACACACACACACACACACACACACACACACACACACACACACUCGUUUCUUCAGCCCCAGAAAACUACCACGACCCCCCCCCCCCCCCCCCCCCCCCCCCGCUCUUCGUGUGCGGAUGAGGAAGGAGACGCGCCGGACGGAGACUACAGGAGUUUGGAUAAACUGCGGAUAAAAAUGUAAAAAAAACACCUUGACGUCGUGAUUUUUACAACUCGUCUGCGAGUGAGGGAGCGGAGAGACACACACACGAGAUCCGAGGAGGACGAGGUGAUCGAUGAAGGUGUCGGGAAGGAGCGACCAGGCGACCAGAUGACACAAAGGUAGGACUGUGUCCUUGUCAGCUCGUCAUCCCGUCGUGACCCCAGACACCAGUGAUGUGACUGGAAUGUGAAUCUCCUUUUUUUUAGAAGCACCGACUCCUCCUGAGGACUCAGGCAGACUUUGACGGACAGUCGGCUCGGCCAGUGACAAACUGCGAGGACUUUUAAGGCACGUGUGCAGCAGCGCCCCCCUCUGGACAGACGGACGGACGUGGACCCGGAUGAGCGGCGGCGGUGGCGCUGCAUCUCGCCCUGUGAGAGGAGGACUUCCCCCCCCCAGCUGAUCAAGAGGCUGCUGCAGAUCGGAGCCAGUUGCCGCGUCACAUCCAUCCAUCCCGAUCGGCUCGUCUUCGUCGAGGAACGCUGAGCGUCACAUCAGGCCGACAGCAGCCAUGGACGCGGCCUCCUCGCCGCUCGGCCCUCUCCUCCUCCCCUUGCUCCUGCUCGCCGUCCUCCUGUCCUCCCUCCCCUCCGGCGCCUCCUCCAUGCUGUGCCCGAAGCGCUGCACCUGCCAGAACCUGCUGCCGUCCUACACGGUGCUGUGCGCCAAGACGGGCCUGCUCUUCGUCCCGCCCAACAUCGACCGGCAGACGGCCGAGCUCCGGCUGAUGGACAACUUCAUCACGACGCUGAGGCACCGCGACUUCGCCAACAUGACCAGCCUGAUCCACCUGACGCUGAGCAGAAACACCAUCAGUCAGAUCCGGCCGUACGCCUUCGCCGACCUCCAGGACCUCCACGCGCUCCACCUGGACGCCAACCGCCUCACCACCCUGGACGACUCGCACUUCCAGGGCCUGGUCAACCUGCGGCACCUCAUCCUGGCCAACAACCAGCUGCACGGCAUAUCGGAGGGGGCCUUUCAGGACUUCCUGGAGACCCUGGAGGACUUGGAUCUGAGCUACAACAACCUGGUGGACAUCCCGUGGGAGACGAUCUCCCUGCUGGUCAGCGUCAACACCCUGAGCCUGGACCACAACCUGAUCGAGAGCGUCCCCGAGGGGAUCUUCUCCAACCUGCACAAGCUGGCCCGACUGGACAUGACGUCCAACAAGCUGAAGAAGAUUCCUCCCGACCCGUUGUUCCUGCGGAUCCCGGUGUACGCCAAGAUGAAGGGUUCCCCUCUCACGGCGCUGGUGCUGAGUUUCGGUGGGAACCCCCUGCACUGUAACUGCGAGCUGGUGUGGCUCCGCAGACUGACCAGGGAGGACGACCUGGAGACCUGCGCCUCGCCCAAAGACCUGGCCGGAAAAUACUUCUGGACCAUCAGAGAGGAAGAGUUUGUCUGCGAGCCCCCGAUGAUCACUCGUCACACCUCCAAGAUGUUUGUGAUGGAGGGUCAGGAGGUCAGCCUGCGCUGCAAGUCCAUCGGGGAUCCUGAACCUUCCACGCACUGGGUCAGCCCCGACGGGAAGCUGAUCGGAAACACGUCCCGGACCGUCUGCUACGAGAACGGCUCGCUGGACAUCCUCAAGGCCUCCGUCAAGGAUUCUGGAAAGUUCACGUGCAUAGCGUCGAACGCGGCCGGCGAGGCCACUGCUCCGGUCGAGUUAGUCGUCAACCCGUCGCCGCACUUUGACCCCAAGCUGGACCCUGACCCGGGGCCUUCGGACAUCCCCACCUCCAUCAAGUCCAACGUCAGCGGAGGCCAGGCCCGGUCGGACCAGCAGCGGGUCAGCGUGUCGGAUGUGACGUCCAGCUCUGCCACGAUCCGAUGGCCGCCGCAGAACCACAUCCCCGGUGUCCGCAUGUACCAGAUCCAGUACAACAGCUCCACAGACGAUAUCCUCAUAUACAGGAUGAUCCCAGCCAACCACAAGUACUUCCUGCUGAGCGACCUGGCGUCGUCGCGGGACUACGAGCUGUGCGUCUUGGCCGUGUACGACGACGGCAUCACGGCGCUGACGGGCACCAAGCUGGUGGGCUGCGUGUCCUUCAGCACGGAGACGGAGUACGGACGCUGUCACUCCAUUCGAGACCAGUUCCUGGGCGGCACAAUGAUCAUCAUCAUCGGGGGGAUCAUCGUGGCCUCGGUGCUCGUCUUCAUCUUCAUCCUCCUGAUGAAGUACAAGCUGCACAGUAACCACUACAAACAGAAAGCCGCCGCACGCCACGCCAACGUCUGCUCCCAGACCAACGGAGGAGGAGGAGGAGGAGGAGGAGGAGGCGGGGCCACCGUCCUCGCUCUGCCUCCCUCCUCCUCCUCCUCUGCAGGACAAGGCGGAGGUGCGAUUAAAAACUGCCAACCGUCGUCGUCGUCAACGGACGGGAUGGGAGGGGCCUCUCUUCGAGGGACAACUGUAGUGGACUUAAAUCCCACCCACGAAGACGACGCCAUCUCCCAAUAACACACAAGAAACUGUCAGUCAGACCCACAACCCACUGAUCGUUAAGCCCAAACCAAUACUCCCCCCCCCCCCACCUUUUUUUCAUUGAUUUGUUGCUGGUGCCUGGAGCCAAACUCCAACUUUCUGCUGAGGAGCAUCUCCUGUCAUUGAUUUACUUUCAUUCAGCUUCACAACGCUGGAGGGAGAAGAGGCAGGAGAGGUUCCCUGAUCGGUUGCAUGGUCACAUCCCAGGAAUUCAGUCCGGAGACACGUUCUACCCUCUGACGCCACCUCACGCCAGAACCAGAUGUGAACAUCCUGAACAACCUGUUGAUAUGCAACAGGCUCCACUCGGCUGGGAUCAUCAGACAUGCUCUGGGAUUUGAACCCUGCUCGUGUUCAGUCCUAAUCUGAGGCUUGAAACCUCGGAUCAGAGGAAUCCCAGCGAUUCGCAGUCUGGAACCGAUUCUUCUUUUCUGAAGGAAGUAUCCAGUGAUCUCACAGAGGCGCCAAAGGGUGUCGGGCGUAUUCAGUCACUCUGUUUUAUCUAUGCGGACACAAAAUGCUGCACUGGGAAUAUCCUGAAUGGAUUACUAUGGAUUUGGGAUAAACCCAUUUUAUGACACUUUUCCUGAUGUUCUUGGUCGUGGUUUGUCAGUGGUUGGCGGCGCCGCUCUUCUCUUUCCAUCAGCAUACAGUCAUAUGCCAAAGGAUUACUGCAGUAUUAUGACAGGAUUAUUGCAAUAUCGGGAGAAUAUGCAGACUUCCAGAAAAGCACACCUCUCUCUUAUCUCUUCGCAGUCAAAGAGGAAACACAUGUUGGGCCUUGGAUUGAAAACACAAGCACAUCGUCAGCGUCUUGUCUCAAAGCAUCAAUAACAACAAACUGUCAAACUAAACGGUGAACUUCUCCGACACUUUUAUAGUAUGUUUUCAUUUCAUCUCUCUUCCCCUCCUUCACUCUUUCUCUCUCUUCCGCUCUCUCUCUCCCCCCCUCUGAUUUUCAUGAACAACUGAAUAGUAUACUCUCCAGUAUUACCAACUCUUAUGGCUGUGGAUGACCUAGAUAAUGUUGAAAUAAUCAGUGUGUUUGCGUCCAUGGUGGAAUGGUUCUCUCUGUGUCGGAGUAUUAAAAAGAAAAAAAACAACCUUGGUGUCCCGAGAGCGUUCCCUCAAGUGUCUUUGAGGAAACACCAGCGAGGAUUUAUUCAAAGCCAAACUUAAAGCACACACGUCCGACUCUGCGUUCGGUGGUGAAAGCGGUGGAUUCUGAUGUUGUUUGACACUGGAAAGCAACUGCACACGUAGGAAGCACUGGUGAACUUGACCAUGAAGUGUUCCUACUUCCAAACGCUGGCACUUGAGAUUGUUAAAUGUAUUACGCGGUUGUAAAAGUUGGCCAGCAGAACUUGCGCUGUCCCAUCCCCUCGCUCCCCCUUUGCCGUUUGACAGUGUCUGUGUUUGUAUGUGACAUACACCUUACAGUCUUCAAUGGUUUGAUACCCAUGAUUUACUUUGAAUAUAACGAAACAAAUGACCAGAAUAAGGAGAAAAGACGACAACAAAGGAAUGGGGAUUUUAUGCUUUCAUAGAUACAAUUAUGUGGAUUUAUAAUGAAAUAAAAAGGUAUUUUUCUUGGAAAAA
Messenger RNA from Scophthalmus maximus (turbot), 5460 nucleotides. RefSeq lists its product as uncharacterized. The transcript has 16 exons. Gene Ontology annotation, molecular function: protein binding. NCBI's taxonomy places the organism in Eukaryota, Metazoa, Chordata, Actinopteri, Pleuronectiformes, Scophthalmidae. The record is from RefSeq and is a predicted model, not a curated record. Bases 1882 to 3837 code for a protein of 651 amino acids.